This is a messenger RNA of Colletotrichum fioriniae, 585 nucleotides long. The record is from RefSeq and is a predicted model, not a curated record. Lineage: Eukaryota; Fungi; Ascomycota; Sordariomycetes; Glomerellales; Glomerellaceae.
AUGCCCUCCCUCCCGUUCUCAGACCGCAUCUCCUCCGCAGCGAACAUGCAAGGCCGCAACGACAACGGCGAAGAGGAAUCCCUCCUCGGACGGGGCCAGCAAAAGGUGCGGCGUUUCUGGGAUGGCUUCAUCGACUUUGCCCUGCAGGGCAACAUUCUCGAGAUUGCCUUUGGUUUGAUCAUCGCGGCCGCCUUCACAACCCUCGUCAACAACUUUGUGCAGAACAUCAUCAUGCCGCCCAUCUCCGUCAUCUUCCCACUCAACCGCAACAUGGAAGAAAAGUUCGCCGUCUUAAAGGGCGGCCCGAACUACACCCACGACAACAAGUAUACGACCCUCGAGCGCGCCAAGGAUGAUGGUGCCGUCGUCUUAGCUUACGGCUCGUUCCUCAACCAACUCGUCUCCUUCCUCUGCGUCGGCAUCUCGCUCUACGGACUGGCCCACGUCUUCCAGUUCUUCUCCCGAGAGCCGAUUAUUAAGCAUACCGUUAAGUGCAAGUACUGCCGCAAGCGGAUCAGCAAUAAGGCCCCAGGCACCCCCGAGAUGAGAAGAGAACCUGUUUUGGCUAAUCUCUCGAGCGUUUAG